This is a messenger RNA of Penicillium brevicompactum, 1638 nucleotides long. RefSeq names its product MFS transporter. NCBI's taxonomy places the organism in Eukaryota, Fungi, Ascomycota, Eurotiomycetes, Eurotiales, Aspergillaceae. The transcript has 3 exons. The record is from RefSeq and is a predicted model, not a curated record. Gene Ontology annotation, molecular function: transmembrane transporter activity. Gene Ontology annotation, biological process: transmembrane transport. Bases 1 to 1638 code for a protein of 545 amino acids.
AUGAACCAGGUUGAUCGGGUUCACUCAGGAAGACAUAUCAACGAUCAGUCUAUUUAUCACAGCGACGAAUCCAAUGACGAGGAGGAAUCAAUCGAAGGCGGAGAUACAUCAGACACUAUCCAAGAAGUGAGAAACGGAAUAGCCAACGAGCGGGAUCUCGAUUUGGAAAAGUCCCGGCAACCAGAGCUCGAGAAAACACGGACAGCGAAGUCGAAUCAGUCUCCCCAUGAUCCAAAGCUGGUGACGUGGGAUGGCGAUGAAGACCCAGAGAACCCCAAAAACUGGAGCAUGAAAAAGAAGUGGGCUGCGACUAUCACGGUCUCCCUUUUUACUUUCAUUUCACCUGUCUCCUCAUCAAUGGUUGCUCCUGCGCUUUCAUCUCUCGCUGCUGAGUUCAAUGUGACAGAUGAAGUGGUCUCUCAACUCAUGCUCUCAAUUUUCGUCCUCGCAUACGCAGUUGGCCCUUUGUUUCUAGGUCCUCUGUCAGAAAUCUACGGGAGAACAAUUGUUCUUCAGUUGGCAAAUCUUUUCUUCUUGGUCUUUAACAUCGGCUGUGCUGUGUCAAAGACCAAGGUGCAAAUGAUCGUCUGUCGUUUCUUUGCUGGACUGGGGGGAAGUGCGCCACUAGCGAUCGGAGGUGGAGUUCUGUCAGAUUGUUUCCGCCCCGAAGAGCGUGGCAAAGGAAUCGCCAUUUACAGUCUCGCGCCCCUUCUAGGUCCUGCCCUCGGCCCAAUCGCAGGAGGUUUCAUAGCCGAAAACACAACAUGGCGAUGGGUGUUCUACUCAACUUCCAUUGUGGAUGGUCUCAUUCAAUUGAUGGGUCUGUUCUUUCUUCGCGAAAGCUAUGGCCCAAAGAUUCUGCGGGAUCGCGCUAUACGCCUGCGAAAGGAAUCGGGCGACGAAUCAUACCAAACAGAAGCCGAACGCCAAAAGAAAUCUCUUCCAGAGAUCCUGCGCGUCGCUCUUAUCCGCCCUUUCCGCCUCCUCCUCACUCAACCCAUCGUGCAAGUUCUCGCCCUGUUCAUGGCUUACAUUUAUGGAAUUAUGUAUCUCGUUCUGUCGACCUUCCCCUCUCUGUGGACGAGUCCGACAUACUACAACGAGUCAGUUGGCAUUGGCGGACUCAACUACAUCUCCCUCGGCUUGGGAUUCUGGCUCGGCUCUCAGAUCUGUGCUCCACUCAACGACCGCAUUUACCGCCGCUUGAAAGCGCGAAACAACGGCGUCGGAAAACCCGAGUUUCGUGUUCCACUACUCUUCGUCGGUGCCUUCUUUAUACCAACUGGCCUUUUCAUCUAUGGCUGGACGGCACAGUACCACUGUCAUUGGAUAGCGCCUAAUAUCGGUGCAGUCCUUUUCGGUACCGGGACCAUCGUCGCCUUCCAGUGUAUCCAAACCUACAUGGUUGACACAUACACGCGCUUCGCAGCCAGUGCUUUGGCAGCUGGUGCGUUUUUGCGCUCCCUUGCUGGAUUUGGAUUCCCAUUGUUUGCACCGUAUAUGUAUAGUGCUUUGCAUUAUGGAUGGGGUAACAGCUUACUUGCAUUUCUGGCCAUUGUCAUUGGGGCACCUGCUCCCGUGUUUUUGUGGAAGUUUGGUGAAAAGCUUAGGAAGAAGAGUCCAUUUGCGGCUGGAUAA